AUGAACACGAUCACUCGGAUAUUUAAUCUGAAUGCACUGUUCGCGCUUUCCCACAUUACACCUGAGUCACAGAGGCACCUGAAGAAGGUCUAUGCCAGUUUUUCCUUCAGUAUGAUCAUGGCGGCUGCAGGGGCCUACAUCCACAUGUUCACCCACUUUAUUCAAGCUGGCUUGCUCUUAACCUUAGGCUCCUUAGGACUGAUAAUGUGUUUACUAGGAACACCUCACCAUCACAAAACUGAAAAGAAGAGACUGGUUCUUCUGGCUGGAUUUGCCUUCCUAGUAGGAAUGGGUCUGGGCCCUGCCCUGGAUUUAUGCAUAACCACUAAUCCAAAUAUUGUUUCCACCUCCUUGCUUGGCACAGCAAUGAUCUUCAGCUGUUUCACCUUGAGUUCUGUCUAUGCUAAGCUUCAUAGCUAUCUCGUUCUAGGGGGCAUCUUGAUUUCUUCCAUGAGCUUGAUUUUAUUCAUCUCUUUGAGGAACCUCUUAUUUGGAUCUCAUUUGCUUUUCCAAAUGAAUCUGUAUGUGGGACUGGCAAUUAUCUGUGGCUUCAUCCUUUUUGAUACACAGCUCAUCAUAGAAAAAUAUGAAAAUGGAGACAAGGAUUACAUCUGGCAUUGUGUUGACUUGUUCCUGGAUUUUGUCACCUUCUUCUGGAGAUGUUUGAUGAUCUUGGCAAUGAACGAAAAGAACAAGAUGAAAUAAAAGGAAUGGAUCCACCAUCUAGUCUUUCUGGUUUUUGGCUCCCAUUCCUCAAUCCUCUUUUCUCUUUGCACACAUUAG
Molecule: messenger RNA, 783 nt
Organism: Gracilinanus agilis (Agile Gracile Mouse Opossum)
Lineage: Eukaryota; Metazoa; Chordata; Mammalia; Didelphimorphia; Didelphidae
Product: bax inhibitor 1-like
Exons: 1
Biological process (GO): cellular response to unfolded protein; negative regulation of RNA splicing; negative regulation of endoribonuclease activity
Cellular component (GO): mitochondrial membrane
Molecular function (GO): enzyme binding
Source: RefSeq, a predicted model, not a curated record